Messenger RNA from Capsella rubella, 785 nucleotides. RefSeq names its product transcription initiation factor TFIID subunit 9. Gene Ontology annotation, biological process: RNA polymerase II preinitiation complex assembly; DNA-templated transcription initiation. The transcript is spliced from 3 exons. The record is from RefSeq and is a predicted model, not a curated record. Gene Ontology annotation, molecular function: protein heterodimerization activity; RNA polymerase II general transcription initiation factor activity; transcription coactivator activity. NCBI's taxonomy places the organism in Eukaryota, Viridiplantae, Streptophyta, Magnoliopsida, Brassicales, Brassicaceae. The coding region runs from base 118 to 663 and encodes 181 amino acids. Gene Ontology annotation, cellular component: transcription factor TFIID complex; SAGA complex.
UAAAUAGCAGAUCUAGACUGAGGAAGACUAGUCGCCGAUCCUAUACUCGCCGCCGGUUCAUCAACCUCCGUCGUGUUUCUGCUAUUAACCCUCCACCAAAUCUUGUUUAGUGAAGACAUGGCUGGAGAAGGUGAAGAAGAUGUACCUAGAGAUGCUAAGAUUGUGAAAUCUCUGCUUAAGUCAAUGGGUGUGGAGGACUACGAGCCUCGUGUGAUACACCAGUUUCUGGAGUUGUGGUAUCGCUAUGUGGUGGAAGUGUUGACAGAUGCUCAGGUUUACUCAGAGCAUGCUAGCAAAUCCAACAUUGACUGUGAUGAUGUGAAGCUCGCUAUUCAAUCCAAAGUUAAUUUCAGCUUCUCACAGCCACCUCCAAGAGAGGUUCUGCUAGAACUUGCUGCAACUAGGAACAAGAUCCCUUUGCCAAAAUCGAUAGCAGGACCCGGUGUUCCGCUCCCACCUGAACAGGACACAUUGCUGAGCCCAAACUACCAGCUCGUGAUACCAAAGAAGUCAGCUUCCACAGAACCUGAAGAAACAGAGGAUGAUGAAGAAAUGACAGAUCCUGCACAGUCCUCGCAAGAACAACAACAACAAACAUCAGACCUGCCAGGCCAAACUCCUCAGAGAGUCUCUUUCCCUCUCUCUAGAAGACCCAAUAAGUAGAUAAGACAAGAAGACAAAAAUGUCAUGUAUCAAGAAGUAAAAUGUAACAGAAUUAUUAUUAAUGACCAGUCACUUUUUACGAUCAUGUAGUAUCAAGUAGUAGAAUGUAAGAGAAUCAAAUA